AUGGCCGUCCCAUCGGCCUCGCGCCCGGUCGCCAUGCAUGGGGUCGCACCUCCGCCGGGUGCGCCAAUGACCGCCGCGCAAUAUCAAGCUGCUCGCGCGCAAGCUGCCCAGUUCCAGCAGCAGCAGGCAGCACAAGCCCAGCAAGGCGCGCGCAUGAUGCCGCGGCCAGCCGCGACGCCGUUUGGACCGACAGGCGAGGAACUUCGUCCCGGACCGCGGAACAGGCUGUUCCUCGCGCUUCGCUCCGGCGUUGACAACGAGGUUGACUGGGCCCUUCCCCGCCUCGUCCUCGGCUCCUACGACCGCGACAUGCAGCUUGACCAGUACCUCGACUCUGACACCAUCCUCUGCGAGUGGCCGCAGCUCUGGGUCGACGAGCUCGAGCGUGAGGCUGCAUACCGCACCGCACUUCGGGAUCCGGACCAGUACCGCGAAGCCCUUGGCGCCGUCCCCGACUUCACGCGGCAACCUGUCACGGAGGCGCGCGCGACGUACUCGCUCCAGGUUCUCCGCAAUCUGAGUCUGGUGCAGGGUAACAACGCCCGCCGUCUCUCGCGCGGCCCAUUCCUCGACGUCGUGACGCGCAUCUUCAGCUUGCCGAUGGAUUUCCUUCUCGAGGUCGCGCAACGUACACCCGAGCCCAUCCUUCAUAUUCUCGUCAUCCUCCAGCGCAGCUUCGAGUUCCUCGCUUCGACUCCCGAAACGCAGAACAUCCUGAACGAAGUCCUCCCGACGCUUGUGAUGCACUCGCGCGACAUUGCUGUCCUCUCAUCCGUUCUCCCGAUUCUCGUUAAGGUCUACAGCAACGCUUACUCUGGCCCGCCACCCGAUGGCUUCAUCCAGCACAUGCUUUACCUCUUGACGUUGACGGGAUCGACCGAGCUACUCGAGCUUGUUCUCGACCUCCUUGCCGCGAUGGUUCCGAUGCCUCAGCACGCCCGUGCCAUCCUCGCUGAGCCUUCCUUCCCCGCCCACCUGCGGACACUCGUCGGGUUGCUCGAGUACGGCAGCCAGCAGCAGAAGAUCAACUUCCAGCCCCCUCCGGCGCUCCGCGGCCGCGACGUCAUCAACCCCGCGUGCGAUAUCCAGCUCGCACGGCAAGCGUGCUUACUCCGUCGCGCUGAGCGGGAAGCGGACGAGUCGCGAAUGGAGAUGUUUGGCGGACCAGGUGUGUUCCGCGAGGUCGGCGAUGAGGCGCCUCAACUUGCGCCCUCCAUCACCAACGAGCUGUACCACAUGUCCGAGACGAAGCGAUCAGUUGCCUGCUCGCAGGCGCAGUUGCUGCAGGUGACGUUCUGGCAUGCGUACCGCAACUUCUUCUCGAACCCGAAGACAGUCGAGCCCCUGCUCAGCGCGUCGGAGGUCAUUAAGAACGUUCAGAUCGCGUUCCCUGCCGCGCAGGCCAAGCUGUGGACGGACGAGCGGGGCGAGAAGCGUUUCGUCAUUGCCGGUCUUGGCUUCAGGAAAGGAUCAUAUGAGACGGAAAGGUUUACGUGCAUCUGGCGCGAGUGUGACCGGCCAGUUGGUGCGACGAAUCCGGCUGAGCUGCUGGAGCAUGUGCGGGAGAAGCACCUGUCGUCGAACCCGUCGGCGUGCGCGUGGGGCUCGUGCAAGCAGAGCCCCUUCACUUUGUCGCAUCUUCUGACGCAUCUUCCGCUUGAGAAGCCGAUCAAGGUGCCAAAGACGGUCGCUGUCAGCUCACAGACGCCGGGCAACGUGCUGUGGACGCCGAACGUGACUGGGCGCCGCGUGCCUCCGCUACCUCAGUCUGAGGCGUGCCGGUACAUCGGCCAGCUGACGCCGACGGACGCGCAACGCAACCCAAUGGGCGCCGCCUUCCUCGCUGCUCUCAUUCUCCGCGGCCUGGCCCGCAACCUGCGUGCUGAGCUCGCCAUCUCGAACCCAGACGACCCCGAGCUGUCCGCCGAGCAGCGCAAGGAGAAGAAGCGUCAUCUGGCCGAGGACCGGUUCGGUCUCCCGAUUCCGCAGAGUGUGCUACAGGAAGAGGAGGAGGAGGAGAAGGACACAGAGGACUUGCUGGAGACGAUGAACGAGCGCGAGCUCGACCGUGCUCGUAAUGCCUUCAGGGAUGCGGAGGACAAGAUUCUCGAGGUCGCCAGCAACAAUGUGUCAGGGCUCGCGCUCUACCUCGGCGAGUCUUUCGGCUGGUAG
Messenger RNA from Trichosporon asahii var. asahii CBS 2479, 2172 nucleotides. RefSeq lists its product as uncharacterized. Bases 1 to 2172 code for a protein of 723 amino acids. The record is from RefSeq and is a predicted model, not a curated record. NCBI's taxonomy places the organism in Eukaryota, Fungi, Basidiomycota, Tremellomycetes, Trichosporonales, Trichosporonaceae. The transcript is spliced from 3 exons.